AUGAGCGGAGCGGGCCCGGCGGCGGGCGGGCCGCACCCCGAGAGCUCCCCGCCACGCAGCCAGCGGCUGGGCGGCCUCCUGCGGUGCCUCCGAGAGAGUGAAACCAGAAGACUAGAAUUGGAAAGGAAACUGCUAGAAUACAAAAGUUCUGAUGCAUACCUAAUGAAACUAAAAUAUGUGAAGCUGAAAAAGUACUUGGAAGAAGUAAAUGAACGACAGAAAAAAGCUCUUCUACGAAAUCAGGCGUUCUUAAAUGAAUUCAACGAGUUUGAGGCUCAGAUGAAAGCUUCGAGUUCAGAGCUGAUUGAGAAGAUGGAAGUGCGGUGUGGAAGAGAAAUUAAAAGUGGGCUGUUGUUUCAAGAGGGUGGCUUGGCACGAGGUGACAAGGAAGAAGGCUGCAGUGAGCAGAUGCCACAGGCUGCAAGGCAGGCUGGAAUUCAUGCCGAAACAGCUGUGUCCAGAAGCUUGCAUCACCCACUGCCAUUCUUCGUGGGCCACUGCAUGUCUGCCUGCAGCGUGCAGCAGGAACCCCCUCAGUCUGCUGCCCCCCCCAGCACACUGACAGCCUUGCAGGAUGAUGAGACAGAUGGGCAUCUCAUGCAAGCUGGUGGUGACGUGCAGCAUGCCAAUAAGCCUGAUGAGCAAGGUGGCAAGUCACGUAUCCCCACGGGGGAGAAGAUGCCCAUCCAAGACAGCAGCUUGCACAGCAGUCUUCUGAAUUUUACAGAACAGAAAAAUUCCACUGCACCCUGCUCAACGUUACCUGAUGGAGGAAGUGUGCAGAGCAGGACUGCUGACUUAGUGAGUGACACAUCAGUGGACGAGGUGGUGACCCACGAACACCUGGUAGCAAGUGCCAAAGAAGUCUGUGAGCAGCCUGUUCUCUUGGCAUCUGCCUCUGAGCCCAGCGUCUCUGGACCCCGAUGUAACCUGAACACCCAGCAGGCAGCCAGCCAGGCCAGCAGCAGCAGCAGCAGCACCCACCCAGCAGAGAACUCCUCUUUGCAGCCACCCAGCUGCAGUGCAGCAGAGGAUGAGCCCUUGGGCAGCUCGGUGCCUGACGGCUCCUGCAGCCAGGAUGGCAGUCUGAAAGAAGAUGUGGAGGCCAGUGAGGCAGCUGUCCUCUGUCAGCUCCCCAGAGCCAAGCCAGGUGAGGGGUGGGAUGUGGCCACACUGCAGGCCUCGCUGAAGAGCCACGCUGCCUUCCUGGAGGAGCAUGAGCACCUGUGUACUGAGGAGCUGGCUGCAGUGUCACACAGCACGCUGGAUUCGGGCGAGGAGACACCAGGAAGCCAGGCUCCACUGCUGCUGAGAGAGGUCCUUGCAGAACAGUGUGGAGAUGGGUCAUCUGUUCAGAGUAAUGAAUCAUCUUACAGCUUGCCAUCGAUCCCAAAUGACGGCAGGGAAAUGGAGCAGGCAAAACAUGUUCCGUGGCUCGACAGCAUGGGAAAGCAAGGUUGUGGUGUUGGAAAUAAUGGUUCCGAAGCAAAAGAAAGGCAAGAAAUGUGCUCCGAAAGCAGUUCAUCCAGUGAAAGAAGCGGUGACCUCUCAAGGCCUGAAUUCAGGAAGGGAGCGAUAACUGCUAUAAAAUCCAAAGCUUUCUGGGGCGAAUCUGACGAUAGCAGCUCUGAGGCUGUGGAUGUUUUGCGUCCACAAACUCACAGCCCAGAAGCAGAUGACUUUGAUGACUUCUAUGAUUGAAGUUCCACCGCUUGCUUUUGGGAAGCAAAUCAACAGCAUCACCUUCCACAACUUGAAUGUGCAGAAGUGCACCUCAUAGGUUGAUAUUCGCAUUUAAAUACAGAAUAAAGAUUGCUUGGUAUUCUACACA
Molecule: messenger RNA, 1831 nt
Organism: Lagopus leucura (white-tailed ptarmigan)
Lineage: Eukaryota; Metazoa; Chordata; Aves; Galliformes; Phasianidae
Gene: KIZ
Product: kizuna centrosomal protein
Biological process (GO): spindle organization
Cellular component (GO): centrosome
Source: RefSeq, a predicted model, not a curated record